AUGAGCACAUGGUGUGCAUCUGAGUGGUAUCCGCAGCACUGACGAUAAGACCGAAACUGAAGAAGAGCACUCAGCAUCACGCGGGGCACUGUUCACGUCUCCUGAGGAAGGUUGUACACAGACAUUCCUGAGGCACUCCUCCAUGAUGCAGCACUUGGAUUGUGGAACACACAAGCGCACUUUAGAGAACGAGACAUUCUUCGACAAAGCUGCCCAACAAUAUGCAGAACAAUUCGAGGGGCAAGCCAUUGUGGUGCCAGUAGUCAGCACUGUGAGCACACGAGCAGGUCACACAGACAGCCAACCCAUGGGCUAUGCACUCAAGCCACGUGCUACACGGAGGACUAGGUUAACAGCAAACCAAAAGUCGUAUCUAACUACAAAGUUUAAGCUUGGAGAGCAGACUGGAAGUAAGGCAGAUCCUGCAGCUGUUGCGAGAUCAAUAAUGUGUUCAAAGGAUGCAACUGGAGAUAGAUUGUUUUCAAGCAACAAGUUUCUUACAGCAACCCAAAUAGCUGGCUUCUUCUCACGCCUUGCUUCAAAGAAAACCCUCGAGAAUGACGAUCAGGAAAGUGUAGAGGUCGCUGCACAUAAGGCCUGUCUAGAAAGUAUUGUUAAUGAGGCUGCGAGUGAGAUUUCGCCUAAACAUCCUAUUGUCUAUAACGCCUAUAAUCUUUGGGAAAUGGUGUCCCAAAAGAAGCUGAAUGAAUUUUCCAUUACUAUUUUAAAGGACAUUUGCACUUCCCUUGGUUUGACACUGCAGGCCUAA
Messenger RNA from Porites lobata, 769 nucleotides. The record is from the annotation of a GenBank genome assembly. Lineage: Eukaryota; Metazoa; Cnidaria; Anthozoa; Scleractinia; Poritidae.